CCUGGAUCCCCCCUUCUCACUCCCUGUUCUCACCCGUCCACGUUCUCUCUCGCCCUCUCACAGAAUUCCACGGUAGCUGCAAUCACGUUUGUCUACGCUUCCUGCAGAAACUCCCUCUCUCAGAGGCAACCCAAGUGGCGGUCGGGGGCUGCACGGCACGUAAGUUCUGCCGGCUUCACCUCCCGCUUCUUCAUCUCGACGACUGCAAUCCCCCAUCCACCCUACUUCUGUCUAUCCUCUAGUCGCCCUUUUCCCCUAUCACCCGUUCUCCUUGAUCCUCGGUCCGCCGUGACUUCUUUUUUUCAGCCGCUCCGCGCUUCUUUUUGGAUCCCCACGAACCAAUGAAAACGACGUAACAGCCUGCCGAUAUCACCGUUCCGCACACAGAGUCUGCCAUCUCCAUGGCGCGACGUUACCAGAUCGAUGAGCUGCUAUGGCUGCGCUCGUCGCCUCUGGUCUCUAAGCCUGUUACUUUACCUCCUGUAGAAGAAUGGAUGGGACCGAUCCCCGACCCAACAACGCAACGAAAAACCGCCAACCCCAGAGAUCCUAAUAACCCCCCCGAAACAACCCCGCGACGAUCGAGCAUCUUCGAGGCUCGCCAUGUCUCCCGUGGUUCAAAUUCAGAGGACAUCGUUCUUGGACCCCCGAAGACUGCUUUUGCCUCCGCUUCUCGCAUCGCGACUAAAGGUUCCAUCGACUCCACUGAACGGCCGCCCAGGCAACCCGACUCGGAGGACCCCAAGAACGACCGCUUCAACUUCCGCGAAAAGUUCUUCAAGGAAAGAGAUGCCGGCGAUCGAGAUUUUGAUCGGCGCGAUGGCAAACAGGCCACGUUCAAUGGCCGACGUUUAGAUCGAGAAGACUGGAACAGCGGGCGCCCGCGUCGCACCUUUGGACCCGACGAACAAGAGAGAAAGCCUAGACGGAACGGCGAGUUCGACCGCUGGGAGGGUGCUCGGGACUUGCACCGGGACCGCGACCAACGAGAUCCCAAUUCCGAUCGAGGAGUCCGAGAUACCAAGGAUGGUCGGUUCUUUCCUCGCCGGGACGGCCAGCCAGGGCGCGCGCGGCACGAAGGCAGCUGGUUUCGCGAGGAAAACGUCCAGGAUGGCGGACACGAUGCCGAAGAGGAAAAGACACCAGUUCGCAAUCGUGAAUGGCGUCGGGACCGACAUGGUGCGGAUCGUGAUUGGACUCGCGGUGCCAAGCUUGAACAGGAGCCCGAGUGGUUGGACGCCAACGACAGGGACGAGCCUCGCCGGGUGCAUACCCAAGAAGAUUUUGAACGGUGGAAAGAAAGGAUGAAGGCCGGAUCUUCUCAGCCUCACGUGGAAGAGAAGAAAGAGUCCCCCGUCGAGCAAUUUGCUGGCCCCUCCGAGAAAGCCGAGAUCAAACCCACCGACGGGGAAAUCUUCAGCAGUAACGGUGCUCCUUUCCAGGGCGACACGGCGAUGGAACGAUUCUUUGGGCUUUUGGGUGAUGGCAAACCGUCUCCGGUCGUUACCACGUCCUUGCCAUUGGAAUCAACGCCUAAGAAGGAGACCGCGCCGGCCGCGCCGGGCAAGUCGGCCAAGUCGUCUCGCUUUGCCGGACUGUUUAGCCCUCCCCCGGGGAGUCCUGCCAGGGAGCCUGAUCCUCCUCCUCAAAUGAUGAUGGGAGGCAAGUCUCCAGUUACUCAGCCACCCCCGUCAUCAACAACGCCAUCGGCCGAUGCGGACCAGGAGGGCUUCCAGCGUAUCCUGCAAAUGCUGGGCACCAGCAAGUCACGCAAUGCUACACCCCAUAACGAUAACGUGCAAGCCAACCGUCCUCCAUCUUUGGUGCAAAUGGACCAGACUCGGAGUGCGGUGUCAUCUCCGACUCGCGAGCAAGUCAAGAGGCCCGAACAACUAGCCAUGCAGGAUGCUGCAAUUCGGAAUGCUGGCCCACCUCUCAAGGAGAAUGUCUACGUCCAGGACGCCCAGGCCCGAGACAGGGAAAACUUGCUCCGCCUCAUGCAACAGGUCAAAGUGACUCCCAUCACAAGCCCGGGACACGGUGGUCAAGGUCAGCCCCAGAGCGCCGGCCCGGCUCCCGGGUUGAUGAACAUGCCCGAAAUGAUGCCUCACCCUCCUCCCGGACUCUCAUCCGCGCCGAAGGUGCCACCUUUCCUUGACGAUCCGGCGAUAGCCAACCUGCAGCGACCGGAUCCCGAACAGUUCCGACGGAGACCUGCGAACGGACCGCCAAUGGGGUACUUUGACGAUCUGCCAUUCCCUCAAGGUAGCCAAGUGCCCAUCACCCCUGGUGGCUCCAGGGCUCCGCAAGGUCAGGGACUUCCCGGUAUGGGCAUGCAGAGACCUCCGGGAUUCGAACAUAUGCCUCCCCCCGGAUGGAAUGGUCACCACCAGAUGCCCCCACAGCAGGCAGGUGGACCGCCGACUCCUAUGGGCCCUCCGCCAGGCAUUCCGACGCCCAAUCGCGGCAUCAACCCCAACUUCAUGGGAAACAUGAUGCCCAUGCACGGAAAUGUACCUCCUCUCGGUGAUCGACAGCCCUUCCCUCGUGCUGCCGGCGGUGCUGGGUCGGCGGGGUUCCCCCCUCCCAGUAUGAUGCCACCCCCUGGAUACAUGAACGGUCCUCCCCCGGCCGGAUUCCCUCCCAUGCCGCCUAACGCCGAGGCCCUGAUGGGUGUUGGUCCCGCGGGACAGGGCCCCUUUGAAGGCAACCCUGGUCCUCAAGGACCACCACCUUCCUCUCGACACUUGCUGGAUAUGUUCGGUCAGGUUGGUGGUGAUGCCCGCGGCGGUAUGAUUGGCCCAGGUCAGUUCAGAUAAGAGGGCGAAUUUGCCAAUGUCGAGUGAAGGUGGAAAUCUGGAGCAGCGGGGGAUGGAGCUGCGAGGGAGGGCAGUGGACUCCAGUCGUAAUUGUGCCAGCAGGCCAAAGAUUGACACGAUGGAGCAUUAUGGAUGCAGUGAAAUAAUUUCCUAGUCGAGUAUUUGAUACCACAACGGCCGCCAACGUGUAUCGCGUUUGUACAUCUAGGUAGAUGGCUGGAUAGCUUCGAUCGAAUCUACUACUUGACCUAGA
This is a messenger RNA of Aspergillus steynii IBT 23096, 3072 nucleotides long. RefSeq lists its product as uncharacterized. Lineage: Eukaryota; Fungi; Ascomycota; Eurotiomycetes; Eurotiales; Aspergillaceae. The coding region runs from base 402 to 2819 and encodes 805 amino acids. The record is from RefSeq and is a predicted model, not a curated record. The transcript is spliced from 3 exons.